Larimichthys crocea (large yellow croaker) is the source of this 2005-nucleotide messenger RNA. RefSeq names its product interleukin 4 induced 1 (gene il4i1). The coding region runs from base 160 to 1680 and encodes 506 amino acids. The record is from RefSeq and is a predicted model, not a curated record. Gene Ontology annotation, biological process: amino acid catabolic process. The transcript is spliced from 8 exons. Gene Ontology annotation, molecular function: L-amino-acid oxidase activity. NCBI's taxonomy places the organism in Eukaryota, Metazoa, Chordata, Actinopteri, Sciaenidae.
AGCCUAUAAAAAGUGUGCUGCUGUCUGUCGGGGACUAAAGGCUGGGCAAGUUGAGACUGCUUUAUUUGGCAAUACUUAUAAGUUUCCUUUUCCUCUCAUAGUGUCAGUAACAGCAGACUGUCCAGACUGUGGAGUUCCAUCCUCAAGACGUUCCCUCACAUGGCACUGUGCAAAUUCUUUCCCCUGGUCCUGGUGGGGGUCGUGGUGUUUGCUGUGAGUGGGAUCUUUGGAGACCCCCUGUAUGAGUGCCUCCAGGACACUGACUACAGCGAGCUCCUGGACAUUGUGGAUAAAGGCCUUCCUGUCACUAAAACACCCCGUCAUGUAGCAGUCAUCGGUGGGGGCAUCGCUGGACUGACCGCUGCAAAGUUUUUAGAAGAUGCUGGACAUAAGGUGACCAUAAUAGAAGCCAGUGAGCGUAUUGGGGGACGUGUAGAGACCUUCAGGAACAGAAAAGAAGGCUGGUAUGCAGAAGUGGGCGCCAUGAGGAUCCCCAGCUUUCAUAAGAUUCUGCUAUCUUUUGCCUCCAAAUUACAAAUGUCCUUAAACCACUUUAUCCAAGAUGACAUCAACACCUACUAUUUGGUGAAUGGAUUGCUUCAGAAAACCUAUGCAGUGGAAAACAACCCCGGAGUGCUCAACUACAGCUUGAAUGAGAGAGAGAGGGGGAAGUCAGCCGCUCAACUUUUCAGUGAGGCACUGUGGAAGGUGAGGGAGGAUCUCAAGACAAUCGGCUGCAGUGCCAUGUUGGAUAAAUAUGAUUCGUACACAGUGAAGGAAUAUCUGGUGAAGGAGGGCAACCUGAGUCGUGGAGCCUUGAGGAUGGUCGGCGACAUCCUGAACGAAAACAGCCUCUUCUACACAUCACUGAUAGAGAUGCUGUAUAUACAGUCAGACAUCAAUGACAACACUGAGUACUUUGAAGUAACGGAUGGCUUCGAGCACCUCCCGAGGGCUUUCUACCAGCUGUUAAACGCCACCAUCCUUCUCAACUCCAAGGUCAAGCUAAUCAGCCAAACAGGCGGCAGCAACGUGACAGUAACAUACCAGGACUGGCGGAAUUCAGACUCCCUGACCAACCUCACAGUGGACUACGCCUUGGUUACAGCCACAGCGAAGGCCACUCUCUUCAUUGACUUCCAGCCACCUCUCUCUGGGGACAAGAUGGAGGCCCUGCGCUCAGUUCAUUACGCCAGCUCCACCAAGGUGGUACUCAGCUUUAGGGACAGGUUCUGGGAGAAAGAAGGCAUCAGAGGAGGGAAGAGCAUUACAGACCGGCCGUCUCGCUUCAUUUACUACCCCAGCCACAGCUUCCCUGGUACAGCCGCCGGAGCCCUCCUGGCGUCUUAUACCUGCUCGGACGAUUCCACCCUCUUCCAAGGGAUGAGCGAUGAGGAGCUGAUGGCUGUGGCCCUUGAGGACUUGGUGAAGAUCCAUGGAGAGUACAUCAGGCCACUGUGUACAGGGGGGCUGGUAAAGAAGUGGGGAUUAGAUCCUUACAGUCUGGGAGCAUUCGCCCUGUUCACACCGUACCAGGGACACUACGCCAGAGAACUGUUUCAGAGUGAGGGACGGGUACACUUUGCAGGAGAACACACAGCCACGCCACAUGGGUGGAUCGAAACUGCAAUGAAAUCUGCGCUCAGAGCAGCUAAACACAUUAACAGUCUUACAGUUUAGUUUUGUCUAGGAAAUAUUUUUUAUAUUACAUUUUUUGUCUGAUAUAUUGCCCUUUCAGUACUAAACCCCUCUGAUGUAUAUUUUUGUGUUAUGUAUAUAUUGAUUUACACACAUUCUCAAACUGACAAACUGACAUUCUGAUCAGAUUACCAUGAACAGAAAUGCAAAUAUUAUUUAAUUAAGAUCAUGAUUUGCAGGGUUUUACUGUCGCAUGGUGUGUGACGCACGAGCCACGUAACUAAUUGUUAAUUAGUUCAUUAACAAUUAUUUUAAGCAUUAGUUAAUCUACUGAUCAUUUUCUUGAUUAAAAACAUGUUUUUUGCAA